UGGCAACGUCCUAAGCACAAAAAUGCCUAGUACGACCGUUAUACUCUCAAAUCUCGCCUACACAACAGUCCCCCACUUUCACUUUCUCUCUCGCCGCCGGCAACGGUCGUUUUUUCUGGCUCUUUUAUUUGUUUUCCUUUCGGAAAAUUCAUACUUCAAAGGUUUUAAAAAGGAAAAAAAUCUAUUAAUCUCUGGAAAGUUGUUUUAAUUAACUCUAAUCUAAUCUCUGAUUUUUCCUUUUUAAAAUUUUUUUGGAAGUGAUUUUUUUGGGAGGUCUUUUAAUAGAUACGGUUAGGGUUUGGGUAGAAUUAAAGAAUCUGGGGGAGAAUUGAAUUUUUGCGAGUGCACGCAGAUAUGGUAACUGCAGUAUCCGCUACGGUAAUCUCUAAACGGAACGGAGGAGGACCAAGGCCACGGUCACAGCCACAGCCACAGCCACAACCACGGCCACGGCAACGGCCUCCGUUAUUACCCUCCGACCCCGAUAAUGCCAUCGUUCCACGAAGUCUAAAAUUCCGAGAAGUUACUUCCCGUUAUUUGUCCACGUCAUCAUCGUCUAAUUCGUCCACGUCAUCGUCUUCGUCUUCCGGAGCUUACACUAAACGGUGUCCGUCGCCGUCUGUUUCGAGGACUCCUACUGUUACAACGCCGUCGGUUGUCAAGAGGUCACAAUCAGUGGAACGGAGGCGGGAGGUGACGCCGCGGUCUUAUAAUUCUGCGGAUUUGAGCGGUGAUAACAACAAGAAAAGCAACGGCGAAGUAUCAGCUGCUCAGAAAUUGCUUUUCACUUCGACGAGAAGCUUGUCCGUUUCGUUUCAGGGAGAGUCGUUUUCGUAUCAGUUUAGCAAAGCUAAACCAUCUCCAUCUCCAUCUCCAUCUCCAACCGCUACGAGAAAAGGAACGCCGGAGAGGCGGAAGCCGGCGGAUACAACGACUCCGGUAAAAGGAACGGUUCAAACGGAGAAUUCAAAGACGGAGCGGUGGCCAGCGAGGAUAAGGCGACCGGACUCCACGACUAGAAGCGUGGAUUGCACCGACGAGAGGAAGAGAUUAAACGGAUCUGUUAACGGCAAUGUAGUUAGGGCACUACGGGAUUCCAUGGUCGGUAAUAGAGAUGUAAUGGCCGUUGGAUCUGAGGCUCAAUCUGAUCACGCGGCUUCUGAUACUGAAAGUGUUUCCUCUGCUAGUACUUCAGGUGCUCUAGAAAGUCCUUGUAACGGUAACGGAGACGUUAACCGUGGGCGACGGGGGAUAAUUGUCCCGGCUCGGUUCUGGCAUGAGACAGCUACUCGUUCACGCCGCUCCGAUUCGGACUCGCCGGUUUCUAGGAAAAAUACGGCACCGUCUAAGCUAAUUGCCCCGGAUAAGUUUAGAAUUGAUAGUCCUUCGUCAUCCCCGAAAGGUGUAAUGAACAGCAGAGGACAGCUAUCGCCAAUUCGUGGUCCUGUUCGGCCUGCAUCACCGAGUAAGCUUGCGGCGUCCUUGACUUCGUCUCCUAUGAGGGGAAUGAGUCCCUCUAGAGUGAGGAAUGGGUUGUGUGGUAGUUUGACAAAUACGCCGUCGAUUUUGAGCUUUUCUGGUGAUGUUAUUAAGAUGGGUAAGAUUGGGGAGAACAAGGUUUCGAAUGCUCAUUUGCUGAGGCUACUUUAUAAUCGGUUGUUGCAGUGGCGAUUUGUUAAUGCUAGAGCAGAUGCUGUUUUGUCUUCCCAGAGGUCUAAAGCAGAGAAAAGCCUCUAUAAUGCAUUGACAACUACCUCAAAACUGCGAGAAUCUGUUAGAGCCAAAAGAACUGAGUUACAGGUGCUGAGGCAAAACUUGAAGCUGAUUUCCAUCCUCAAGGGGCAAAUGAUAUUUUUGGACGAAUGGGCUCUCCUGGACCAUGAUUAUUUCAGUUCACUAUCUGGGGCUACUGAAGCUCUGAAGGCUAGCACGUUCCGCCUUCCGGUUGUUUCUGGGGCGAGGGCUGAUGUCCAGAAAUUGAAGGAUGCUAUUUGUUCAGCAGUUGAUGUAAUGCAGGCUAUGGCAUCCUCAAUAUGCUCUUUGUUAUCAAAGGUUGCAAAACUCAACUCUUUGCUGGCUGAACUUGGAAAUUUAACUGCAAACGAGUUUGCUUUACUUAACCAGUGCAAAGAUCUUCUGUUGGCAAUUGCUGCUAUGCAGGUGAAAGAAUGUAGCCUGAAAACACACGUCUUACAACUAAAUCACGUACCUUCCGGCUUGACUUGACAACAAAAUUGUAAAGCUCAUGUGAUUUCACUCCUCCCUAAUACUAACCCGACAUCAACCUCUCCCCCAUCUCCAUUUCAUCAGCAGGAAAAAAAAAGGUAACAAUAAUAACUUUCCAAUUCAACGGAUUGAGUUUUAUAUGCAUGAGAGUGAUGAUUUGGUCUUUGUUUGAUACAUGAAAAAUUCAUGGUUAUGUGUAAUUUAGUGGCGUAGGUUAAGGAAAAAUGUGUUCUGAUUGUGAAGUUAGAUAGUUUUACAGGUAUUUCUUUUCUUUUCUUUUUUUAUAUAUAGGGAAAAGGAAAAGCAUAUAAAUAUGUAUAAAAUGAUGGCUUUCCAACUUUAGUCAAUGGGGGGGUUCCUUAGGUUCUAAGCUUUUGGUUUUUGUUUGUUUGUUUGUGUUCAUAUAAUGAGUGACUGUGUAAUCUUGUGUAUUUUGAUUAGAAUGAAAAUUACAUGUAACUGUGUAACGGACCCCAACUUCCCUUCUAA
Gossypium raimondii (Peruvian cotton) is the source of this 2715-nucleotide messenger RNA. Its product is annotated as QWRF motif-containing protein 2. Gene Ontology annotation, cellular component: nuclear microtubule; centrosome; cytoplasm. The record is from RefSeq and is a predicted model, not a curated record. NCBI's taxonomy places the organism in Eukaryota, Viridiplantae, Streptophyta, Magnoliopsida, Malvales, Malvaceae. Gene Ontology annotation, molecular function: microtubule binding. The coding region runs from base 355 to 2226 and encodes 623 amino acids. The transcript has 6 exons. Gene Ontology annotation, biological process: spindle assembly; centrosome cycle.